CCUCAUCUCUACCUUUGGGUCCCCCAAAAGAUCCCUUGGGCCCCAGUGCAAUGCACCGGUUGACUCCCCCCCCCCUUUCCCCCCUCGCGGUGGGCCUGGUUAGAACGGUAGAGGUGAGACUACCAACUUAAGAAGGGAAAAUGUGUGUACUCUGGAACUACCACGUUAACAAAGUAGCAACGAUCGAUUCCUUGUGCAGUAGUAAUGAACAUUAGCGAGGCCUACGCGUGUUGUCGCAUUCCUCACUACAUAGAGAAAACUGAGGCUUGCCGUGCCUGACAUUGCAAAGCUGUGGAGGUUGAAAGCUGCCCCACGCUGGCCGUCGGGUGUGAAGCUCGCGGUGGGUCCAGUUCCGAGGCAGGAAAAACGGCUGUCUGGGAACCAUUGUUUACGAAACGUACAGUGCGCGUUCAUCAACGUGUGACACCUUGAGGACACAGCGGAAGUAGGAACGGACGUUUUUUCUUCCUUACUGAACGCACGCCCUUCGCCCCACGCCCACCAUGGAGCUGCUCACUAUCAAAAUAAUUGCCCUUACUUUGCUGGGGGUAUUUUCCCUCUUCUUUGGGCUGCUGCCGCUCCGCCUGAGGAAGGUGCUGGCGAAGGGAAGCAAGAGGCGUGACAGGGUUGUGUCGUGCCUCCUGUGCUUUGGCGGCGGCGUGCUGCUGGCCACCGUGUUCACCCACAUGCUGCCGGAGACCAGGGAAGGGUUUGCUAUCGCCCUCCCGGAAAUCACGUACCCGCUGACUGAGGUGGUGAUUUGCGCCGGAUUCUUCCUCAUCUACUUCAUCGAGGAGUUCAUGCACAAGGUGUUCUUCAGGCGGGACAUUCAGCAGAGGAAAAAACUAACGAAACUCGCCGCCGCUAUAGAAGAAGAGAGCUCCUCGGCCCCGCACCACCAUCAUCACAAUAACAAUAACAUUAACAGCGUGAGUCCCAGCCACACCGAGAUAGCUGGCAGGGAGGGACAGGAUGGGAACCAGGAAUCCAGCCGGUGUUCAGUGUACUCUGUGAGCGGCGAGGCGGCGAAGGUGAUGGGGCCCAAGUCAAAGUGGUCCGGGGGGGUGGACAAUCCAGUGUUCGCGGGAGAUCUGGACGCUACCGCCUGGAAUCCAUCGCUCAAGGAAACCAUUCUCUCCUCCUCUCAGAAUGCGUCUGUCCCGCCCUUGACCAACGGAAAGGUAACGCCCGAUGUGGAACAGCGACCGGAAAAGCAUGCCGUGCAGAACGGUGUCGGGCACAGCCACGACCACGGCCACGGCCACGGCCAUUCCCAUAUGCCCAUCAAUCGCCUGGGCAACAAGAGUAUCGCAUCCAACCUACGCUCUCUGCUCGUCAUUCUUGCGCUCUCUUUCCACUCCGUAUUUGAGGGCCUGGCAGUAGGGCUACAGGUGCGAGAGGUGGACGUGUGGUAUCUCCUGGGUGCCAUCUCAGCCCACAAGUUCGUCAUCGCCUUCUGCAUGGGUUUGGAGCUCCUGGCCAGCGGCACGUCAGCAGGUCUUAUGGUCAUUUACAUGGUGGUCUUCGCCUUGGUGUCUCCCUUGGGGGUUGCGUUCGGGAUUCUUGUGACUGAGAACUUGGCGGUUGACACGAGCAGCCACCUCCUGACCGUGACCAUCCUGCAGGGCCUGGCAGGAGGCACCAUCCUUUACGUUACGUUCUUUGAGGUGUUGGAGCGGGAGCGUGGACGUCCUGGCGGGCGGCUUCUCAAGUUCCUCUUCGUGCUGCUGGGCUUCGGUGCCAUGGCCUCUCUAGAAGCUUUCGGUGGGCACAGCCAUGGCCACGGUGGCGGCGGCCACGGCCACAGCCACGGUCCUGUUCAACCCUCUUCGACCACCACAAUGGCACCCAUCACCGAAAGUCUUCACGACGAUCACCACGGCCAUAGUCACAGCCACGGUCACAGCCACGGCCACAGCCACAACCACAGCCACGGCCACAGCCACCUGCACUAGUCAGUGAUGCUGGUAGCUGUGUUGCUGCAGCUCACCAUCCGCGGCGUUUCAUGACCACAGACAACUUUUAAACUUUCAUUUUUUAAGUAAUAGGUCUGGGUGGACGGGGGCUUGUGUCCACCCUCCCCGGAGUGGUGUGGUCGUCGCGGGCGGUGCGAGGAAGGUGGUGCACAGUGUUGUGAUAAAGGUGAUGAUGUGCCGAUUCAUGCACCUUGCCAUAGUGAACAUAAAGUGGUCAAGAAAAACCAUAUGUUUUUUUAAUUCGUGUAUUUUAUCUUUACUCAAAUCAAGGUAGAGUGCGAGGUGUUGGAAUAUCUAUGAUGGCAUUCCGAUUCUUUUUAUUUAAAGAAAUGAUUUUACGUAAUAUUUUACGCUGUGGUUUUUAUAUGGUGCUUGAGUGUUUUUAUCAGUGACAAAAAAGAACACGUGCAUGUGUGAGGAGAAAGUGGACAAUGAAGGUGAGUGUAAGAAGUAAGGUCAGUUUUGAUACUUCCGUCAUUUGAUAUGGUCAAGACUGCGAGGGACCAGAAUGUAGGAUUGUUAUUUUAGUAUCCAGAACGUUGUAUGUCAGGUAGGAGGUUAGGCAGUCAUUAUUUUCAUAUUGUGGCAAAAUAGUUUUAUGAAGGUGCUGACGUAAUUUCCUAUAUCCUGAACUGCUUGCAACGCGUGAAGCUUGCCGCAAGCAUCAUUUUACUUUGAGAACGCUUAAUAGUGCACUUAGUCGGAGCUCCGGUGUUGUUCCACAUUACCCGCUGCUUGACGUCAUUACAGAUCACCGUUUUCUAUGACUUGAUGGGUUGACGUGCUAGGGAGCGAGGGAGGAGAAAGGAAGAGUGCCGUGGUGUGUUAUUUAUUGAUGGACGCGAGACUUGUCCACUAUGGUAAAUCUGGCUGCCAGGUGUGAUUGGUGAGCUAAACGUGCAGUGCAGGUGGAGUACACAUGGUUAAUGGGUCACUUUGUACAGUUUAAGUCGAAGAGGAAGGCGUGCGGCGAGUGGUUCCUGGCAGUCCAUGUUUGCCUCCCUCUGGCUGGCUGAUUUGAGGGUUUGGGCGGCUGCCUCGGUGGUUUUAUACUAGAUAUUACGUAAUUAACUACACUAGCCGAUCUCACUUCAGUCCCCUACAUGGCAUGCCCAAAUGGUUUACAGUGGUUACCUUGUAAUGCUUUCAGUCACCGUAAAAUUUUGGUAUAGGUACAUUUUGAGACGGAUUCAAGAACUGGCUCGUUUGUCUCGAAGAUUUUUUCGAGCAUGGUCUCGUUUUUCGGACCACGUGAACAAUGGGUUAGUCGUUGCGGUAACAGUGGCCGGAUGCAGGUGUGAGUGAAUGUGUCAGCCAGCGUAUGACACCAAGGCCUUUUGAUGCCGUCAGGUAACACGGACACCUGCCCGGUCCCGGCAGGAGUCUGUGGUUGAGAUCAUGUCAACAUCCUCUCAGGUGAGACAUCCGGUUAGUCCGUGGAGACUGUGGGAGGCUUGCAUCCAUGGAGGUAUACCUCCAUGCUUGCAUCGGUCCUAGCUGUCAUGUAGACGUUAUGCUCAUGUAUUCAGACGAAUCAAAUAAUUUCCAGUGUUAGGCAGUGAGACAGUUGUCAUCGCUAAGGUUAUGUUCAUGUAUUCAGACGAAUCAAAUAAUUUCCAGUGUUAGGGAGUGAGCUGUCAUCGCUAGUCUUGCAAGUGUUUGUGGACAACCUUAUUUAUAUUUUUGUUAUUGAAUUCUCUCACUUGUAGUACAUGUGCAGGUCCAGCCUUGUAGUACAUGUGCAGGUCCAGCCGAAGGACAUUAUUUAGGAGCACCAGGCAUCUACCGUGAUGCGUGGAGAUGAAUAUUUAGUACUGGCUAUAUAUUGUGUUUGGGCGGCUCGGCUGUGUUAGGCAUGUUACGCAUUACAAGUACAUUUGACCUUACACGUUAGGAAAAAAUUGCAAUUAUGUUACCGCUAUACACACCACCUUUCUCAUUUUAGGUGUCUGUAUCAGUGGCGAGACACACCGUUAGAAAUCUAUGAAAUCCUUACCACCUUCAUAAUAACAAGCCACGAGGCAUCAUGCAGCCUGGUGGAUAACUAAAUCAGACUGAUACGCUUGAGUAACCAGUGGCCUUGUGUUUGACAGAAUUAACUUUCUAUCUACAGAGCGAACCUGAAAAAAAAAUAAAAAAGUACAAUUC
Scylla paramamosain (green mud crab) is the source of this 4124-nucleotide messenger RNA. RefSeq names its product zinc transporter ZIP1-like. NCBI's taxonomy places the organism in Eukaryota, Metazoa, Arthropoda, Malacostraca, Decapoda, Portunidae. The coding region runs from base 504 to 1955 and encodes 483 amino acids. Gene Ontology annotation, biological process: zinc ion transmembrane transport. The transcript is spliced from 7 exons. Gene Ontology annotation, molecular function: zinc ion transmembrane transporter activity. Gene Ontology annotation, cellular component: plasma membrane. The record is from RefSeq and is a predicted model, not a curated record.